AUAGGCACAGAGUCCUAACAGUAAACACGCGCCUCUUCAUCUUGUUGCUGCCAACCUCACUCCUUUUUUUCCUUCACCGUUCUCUUCUCUUCUCUUCUCUGUCGGUAUCUUUCAUCUCUCUCUCUCUCACUCACUCACACAAUCCCUUUUCCGAUUCCAAAACCCUAAUUAACCGCCGCUACUCAUAAUCAUAAUUCAAAUCAAUUUCCAAAUCGAAUCGAAACAAUAGGAUGAUUGCUUCCCCUAUGGGUUUUGGAAGGAGUCAGAUGUUAUUGGGUUAGUUUGCACUUACAACAACAGAUAAAAUCAAUCUCAGUUUAAUAUAUAUUAUAUGGAUCGACGUGAUACCUCGGGGUUCGUCAGCGGGGGUGCAUUAUACUCUUGUGGACAUAUCUAACCCUAACUUUGUAGAUAUACUUUUCUUUUUUGCUCAGAAGUCAGGCAGGCUAUUCUGUUGACAUUCGUAAAUAGGAUUAGAUAUUUAUUUUCUGCAGUUGUUUUAUGGAAUCAAGGUUCGGGCACUUGGGAUUUCCUGUUAAUAAUUCUGCAAAUGCAUUCAAGAUUUUGGGCAGCUCUAUGCAAGUUGAAGGAAGUGGAGUUGAUUAUUAUGGUACAGAUACUAUGCUGCGACUUGAUUCCCCUGGUACUUCGAUCCCCUCCCUUAAGCCUUCCUCUAGGGGAUUAAAAAGGAAGUGGGAUUUAAUUGAUGGUUGUAUCGAUCAGACAGUUGGCUCUUCCCUGUCACUUGGGCUUGGGCGUUCAACCAGCUCAUCAGACAGCAAGGGAAGUUCAGCCGUGGCUUGCACUGCUAUGUCUUCAGGCAAAGAUGUUGAUGAGGAGUCAUCUAUGGAUAUUGGACUGGACUUCACUCUUAAUCUCGGCUGUGAAAAGGUACAUAGCCUUAAGAAAUCAGCUGAUUCCAAUAUGAAGGCGUCGAGGUUUGAUUUGGAAUUGAGCCUUUCCACCAGACCUUGCGAGUCAGAUAUUACAAGUGUUCAUCUAAAUCCAUCACCUCUUCAAUUGAAUAUGGAGAUGGCAUCAGUAUUUAGUGGGACUCAAAAUGCAGACGAGGGAUCAACCUCAUGCAGUUGGAUACCGGGGGUUGUUUUGCCAUCUUUGAAGGCAUCAUCAAAUACAGACACCAGUUUCCUUCUAAAUCAGGCUCCAAAACAGUUUGAUCACAGUCCCAUUGUUCUGGACCACUCCUCAACUGGACCAAAAAGUGCAGUCACCUGUAUUUCCGGGAUAACACAUCAACAGCAGCCACCGCAUCGCCAUGUUAAUUCCAAGAUAUGUCAAGUUGAGGGAUGUGGAAAGGGAGCUAGAGGUGCCUCUGGACGUUGUAUAUCUCAUGGUGGUGGUAGAAGGUGUCAGAAACCUGGCUGCCACAAAGGAGCUGAGGGUCGUACCGUGUACUGCAAGGCCCAUGGAGGAGGCAGACGAUGUGAAUACCUUGGUUGCACUAAGAGUGCAGAAGGACGGACCGAUUUCUGUAUUGCCCAUGGUGGUGGCCGAAGAUGCAGCCAUGAUGGUUGUUCUAGAGCUGCCAGAGGGAAAUCUGGACUGUGUAUCCGACAUGGUGGUGGCAAGAGGUGCCAGAGAGAAAAUUGUACCAAGAGUGCAGAAGGCCUAUCAGGUCUUUGCAUCUCACAUGGCGGAGGACGUCGAUGCCAAGUUGCUGGGUGUACAAAAGGGGCACAAGGGAGCACCAUGUUUUGCAAAGCACAUGGUGGAGGGAAACGGUGUACAGCACCAGGGUGCACUAAGGGUGCUGAGGGGAGCACCCCCUUUUGUAAGGGCCAUGGUGGGGGCAAACGUUGUACCUACCAGGGUGGUGGAAUUUGCACUAAAAGUGUUCAUGGAGGUACCAACUUUUGUGUGGCACAUGGUGGUGGAAAGAGGUGUGCUGUAGCAGGCUGCACAAAGAGUGCCAGAGGAAGGACUGAUCACUGUGUCCGCCACGGGGGAGGCAAGAGAUGCAAAUCUGAAGGGUGUGGAAAGAGUGCACAAGGUAGUACUGACUUCUGCAAGGCACAUGGGGGAGGCAAGAGAUGCUCGUGGGGCCAUCCUGGGUCAGAAUAUGGCAUCCAGCCAGAUGGUGCUUGUACUUCAUUUGCAAGGGGGAAAACAGGUCUGUGUGCACUUCAUAGUGGACUAGUGCAUGAUAGAAGGGUUCAUGGAGGUCUCUCUUUGGGAUCUCUUCCGGAUCCUCGUUCUAGCAAGCCAGAUCAACUAAGGCAGUCACUCUUUGACAGAGACAUGGAAGUUGCUAUGAUGAAAAUAGGGAGUGGUACUGCAGCUGCCCCAUUGAACCAACUUGAACUUGCAAGUGCUCGUGCCUCAGCUGACGAAGGUGGUCACUUUCCUAUGUCAGUUGCUGUUCCUGAAGGUAGGGUGCAUGGUGGAAGUCUGAUGGCAAUGCUAACUGCGGGUUCCGGUAGUGGUACAAGGACAAGCACCGGGAAAGGUAUAGCUAAUAUUGAUCCAUCCAUGCCAAUCAAAGGUUACAAUGUCAUGCCCCAGAGUUGGAUUUAAAGCUAGUUAUCGAUUCUGUUGUUAUGGUUUCUUUAUUUAACAUAUUUUAUUAGCAUUUUACUUUGAUAUCCCUUUGACGUCAGAUUUUGGACGAUUAGUGUUAUUCUCUAUGGAAUGCACAAGUUGUCUGACGAUUUAACGUAGGGACAUUGUACUUUGUUAGGUAGUUGGCGAUGUUCUUUUUCUAUUCCUAGUUCCUGUGUAAAUAUAAUUAUAUCUGAUGAAAUGUCUAGCAGGUUGUGAAUACAUGUUGCUACCUGUAAGGACUUUAGUGUGCCAUGUAUUCUAUUUAAUAAUUUCAAUAAUAAAGCCUUCCUGAAUUGUAUUUCGUUAUUAUAA
Medicago truncatula (barrel medic) is the source of this 2874-nucleotide messenger RNA. RefSeq lists its product as uncharacterized. The transcript has 2 exons. NCBI's taxonomy places the organism in Eukaryota, Viridiplantae, Streptophyta, Magnoliopsida, Fabales, Fabaceae. The coding region runs from base 502 to 2535 and encodes 677 amino acids. The record is from RefSeq and is a predicted model, not a curated record.